Molecule: messenger RNA, 1119 nt
Organism: Microthlaspi erraticum
Lineage: Eukaryota; Viridiplantae; Streptophyta; Magnoliopsida; Brassicales; Brassicaceae
Source: the annotation of a GenBank genome assembly
AUGGGAAUCAAGCCUAUCAUCUCACGAACUAGGGAUGGGAAGAAGAUCAGAGGAGAUAGGGCACAUGCAGGAAACCUCAUGCCUCUCCUCGAGCAGCUCCAAGCCUACAAGGUCACGCCUUACAACACUAGGCACCAAGGAGGAAGAAAGCUAAGUGUUGGAGGGGUGAUCACACCAAUUCUUUGUGCAACAGGAGUCCAUUUGGACAAGAGAUGGUCUACUCCACCAGGAUGGAUGGACAUCAAGUUUUGUAAGACCAACCUUCUCAUUGAGCACAAAGAAUUGGAUGGGAGGUUCCAAUUCAAAUUCACUCAUCCCUUGGCUGGCCUCUCCAAGCUUCUUCUGCCCAACCCUGAGCUCACCACGGUUCUAGGAGGUACAAACAUCGACUUCAGACCCACUGUGUACACAUUAGUUGGGCAUGAAGCGGAUUUGCAAGAAGAGGAGACCGAGCUCGAUCGAGCUGAGGAUCGAGCUGAGGCUCAAGCUGAAGAUGAAGUGCAGGAGAGUGCUAACUUGGGUGAGCCUGAGUGCUACUACUUUGAGGAGUAUGAGGCUCCUAGGAUGAACCCCUCUAUUGUGGCUGCCCACAAAAGGAUUGGACUUCUCCAAAAGCUCACCAAGUGGCAAGGGAAGGCCAUGGACAAGAUGCAAAAGUCCAUGGAUAAGAUGGUGAGCAAGAUCAAGAGCUUGGAGAAGAAGGUUUCUGGUUCUUCAAGCAGGAAAAAGAAGGCACCCAUGGCCCCUACUUUCCCAAGGAGUAGGUCACUCCUUACCACUCAAAGGAGGCUCUCCACGCAAGAACCUCACAGAGCCUCUUCUUUCGAGCCAAGGGAAGGAGAAGACAACACGCAGAGAAGGAGGAAGACGUCCAAGGCCAGACGCUCCAGCUCGACCACCGGACUCGAUCGAGUCCAAACAGAGGAAACUCAACUCGAUCGAGCUGACGGUCGAGCUGACCUGGAGGAGCCCCUGUUUGAGAACUCCGGAUUCGAGUACGAACCAACGCAGUACCAGGACUUCUCUCAGACCAACUGGACCCCCUACAACAGCUUCGAGCAAGCACAGCUCCUCCAAGGCCAAGGGAGCCACACACGUUUCAACGAUGAAGAAGAGUAG